AUGAGGAACCUUUGUACAGUGGAUAUGAGGGUGAUUCUUGACCAAAUCGAGUUCUAUCAUGGCCCAAGUCUCCAGCGGCCAUCCACCAGUGCGAAGAAAGUUUCUACCGGUCAUGCCACAGCUCAUGCUCCUCGAACUUUCCACCGUUAUUCUCCCACUGGAUCCGGUUUCUGCCAAAGACCGUGUGAGGCAUCUCUAGGACAAGCACCGCCGUUGACCGGCACAACUCAUGAGUGGAACAUGUUUGAUAUCGCGAUUGAUAAUGUAUAUGGCUCCACUUGGCCUCAAAUUACGAAAGGUAUUGAACCCGCAGCGACAACAAAUAUGCCAACUGCCCGUGAUAUGCUGUUGGAUGGUAGAAGUUCCACGCUGGCAGACUCAGUGUCAUUGAGACACUCAACACGGGUUACAUGUCCUGCAGGGGCAGACUACCUCGACCGCAUUCCUCCUGAUAUGCGAGAAAAUGACUUAGCAGAAAUGGAGACUUCUCGACUCUCGUGCGUGCCCUGCGUGACCGCGCCUGUGCCCGCACCCGAACAAGCAAACACUGCCUUUAGCAAUAUUUUUGCGGUGGGCGAUUCCCAGCAGAGAUCAGUCAAGCGAAAGUUGUCUAUCACAGGCUCCUCUCACUCAGAUAGUAUGCACCAUUGGGGCGACGAAAAGGAUACGGAGCCAAGUCAAACAGCUGAGCUAGGUGGAAUUCCAUGCUACAGGGAAAAUGAUGCCCCGAAGCGGGCUAAAGAUUCCAACACUGCUGAAAAUAAGUCAGCCUCAUCUGGCCCGCCAACCGUGCGCUCAACUCCAGAAUAUUCUGGUGCUCGAAUGGCACUGAGUUCCGAUAAGCCAGUAAUUUAA
Messenger RNA from Aspergillus sclerotioniger CBS 115572, 855 nucleotides. RefSeq lists its product as uncharacterized. The record is from RefSeq and is a predicted model, not a curated record. The transcript is spliced from 2 exons. NCBI's taxonomy places the organism in Eukaryota, Fungi, Ascomycota, Eurotiomycetes, Eurotiales, Aspergillaceae. Bases 1 to 855 code for a protein of 284 amino acids.